This is a messenger RNA of Stomoxys calcitrans (stable fly), 2827 nucleotides long. It is a transcript of the gene Hr78, whose product is annotated as nuclear hormone receptor HR78. The transcript has 4 exons. Gene Ontology annotation, molecular function: nuclear receptor activity; RNA polymerase II cis-regulatory region sequence-specific DNA binding; zinc ion binding. Gene Ontology annotation, biological process: anatomical structure development; cell differentiation; regulation of transcription by RNA polymerase II. The coding region runs from base 715 to 2625 and encodes 636 amino acids. Lineage: Eukaryota; Metazoa; Arthropoda; Insecta; Diptera; Muscidae. The record is from RefSeq and is a predicted model, not a curated record.
CCUGCCGGCACUGUCAUCUGCUCACAGCACACAACUAACAAGAAAAUAGAAGAUAAAAGAUUCUAAUCCGACUUAUUGGAAGGAGAAAUGUGCUAAUUUGAACUGACACAGAGUUAACUCUGGCAUAAAUGCUUCCCAAAGUGUAUUACAAAAUUACAUCUCAGAUAUUUUAGAUGUUGAAGUGUUCGAUGUUUCUGUGGUCAAUAAAAAGAAACCUAAAGUAGCGUAUAUAUCAAAGUGAUUGACCUCGAGUUAAAGUCAGCCAUUGGAAGCUAUAAAAAAACGAGCCACAUAAAGGAAAAUAUUACCAACCAAAAGCCCAAGCGAAGCAACAAUUUUGUCUUACUUUUUACAUGUGUUUGCGUGUGUGUGUGUAGCUAUGGCUGUGUGUAGUUAGAAAGAAGUGUGGAGUAGUAUGGAUGUAGGUACGAUGAUAUGUACUGAACUGAACUAGAAAACAAGUGCUUCUGGCUUUACUUGACUGCCGCUGCUGCUGCGACUGCAUAGAAUUUUAGUCGUUUGUGCGACGGCGACCGGAGGGGAAACGAAAAAGGUCAAGAAUUUUAUAAAGCAACAACAACUCACCGUGCAGUGUAUCGGUUUCGGGAGAGUAGAGAAGAGCAAAAAACCCACACGUUGAACAAAAAGACAAUAAGAGUGAGGGGCCAGCCGAGCAAAAGGUGUGCGACGGGGCCACUUUAUAAAGCUCCGACAAUGGGCACAAGUGGUUUUCAAGCUGAAGAUAAAUAUUUUGUGAAUCAUACGCAGCAAACACACGGAGCAGGUGGCUGUGGAGCUGUUGCUGGUAGUGCAUCUUCUGCAGCGAAUAGCAGCAACAAUAUGAACGUGGAAUUGUGCCUGGUGUGCGGUGAUAGAGCUUCCGGCCGUCAUUAUGGAGCCAUCAGUUGUGAAGGAUGUAAAGGAUUCUUCAAGCGAUCGAUACGCAAACAACUGGGCUACCAGUGCAGGGGAGCCAUGAACUGUGAAAUAAACAAACAUCACCGCAAUCGUUGCCAGUUCUGCAGAUUGCAGAAAUGCUUGGCCAGCGGCAUGAGAAGUGAUUCUGUACAACAUGAAAGAAAGCCAAUUUUGGAUAAGAAAGAUCCCAUGUCAUCAGCGUCAACCAGUCAAGCUGUGCAAAGCUUGACUGUCGGCGGAGGAGGCAGUGGGGCAGGAGCAGCAUCGAUGAAAUCAAAUACUAGUCCCCAGUUUCAGCCGAGAUCGAAACUCUCGCCUUCUCUUUUCAAUCACAACUUAAGUGCAGCUGCAGCGGCCACAAACGCGGCAGCUGCUUUUUCGACCACAGCAGCUGCUGGCAUAUUUCCCAUGGGCUUAAACUUUGCCGAACUCACACAGACCUUAAUGCUAGCUACUCAACAACAGCAACAGCAAGCUCAUCAUCAUCAUCAACAACAACAACAACAACAGCAGCAGCAGCAUCAACACCACCAACAACUAUCAAGUCAAUCAUCUUCCAGCUCAAAUAAGCAUAUCAGUUAUUCCCCGGAACCCAAACACCAUAUAGACGACAACGACGAUGAGGAAGAUGACACAUUUGACAACACUACAUCGUUGUGUUUGCAAAACCUUUCCACAACAGCGACCAACAAUAAUAACCAAAGUAUCAAUUUCAACCUUGAGGCUUUGGCUCCUAAUCCACCUACAGCUGUCAGUUUUAUACAAACGCAAUUGGAUAAGCGGGUGAUAGAUAAAGCUUUGCAGCUAUUGCAGCCCAUAAAGCAACAACUUGACAGUAUGCCCACAGGCGGCAAUGGCCUUUCAAUUAAAAACGAGCUGAAUGAGGACGACGAAAUGGGCGACCAAAGCGGCAAUGAGGACGAUUUCAACGAUAGCAGAGAUAUGGAUGAUGGCCAAGAGUUCAUAGUGAACGAGACGGUGUUCGAAAAUGAAUUGAUUUCAUCGAACUAUGCCAGUUUCAAUCUGCAAACUCCAACGCUAGUAUCGUCCUACUUCAAUGUCCACUAUGUGUGCGAGUCGGGCUCUCGUAUUAUUUUCCUUACCGUUGUUUGGCUGCGCAAAGUUCCCGCAUUUGUGGAACUACCCCAACGAGCGCAAGUAGCAUUACUGCGUUCAUCCUGGCCUUCCUUGCUGGCAAUAAGCGUGGCACAAGUGCGUAAUCUCUCUCAACGAACUAUAAUCAAUACACUGAUAAGCAACGUACGCCAAAUGGCAGAUGUGGACAAAAUCGAACCACUGAAAAUCAAAAAACUAAGUGAACACAUAGCGCGUCUAAAUUCGUUCAUACAAAAUAUACAGUCACUGGAAUGUAGCGACAUGGAAUACGCCCUUUUGCGAUUGACCUGCCUUUUCAAUGCGCUCUGUUUCUUGCGACGUAAAGACCAUUGUUUACGAACCUACGUUCAGCGCGUGCAGCAAUCUAGUCUGAAUAGUCUACGGAAAUUAAUCAUGUCCCAAGAUUUGUCGGCUUAUGAAGCGGACGAACGUUUUAACAGUCUCGUUCUCAACCUAAUGCCCCUGAGUGCCUUAGAGUCGGACUGUGUGGAAGAUUUGUUCUUUUCGAACCUAGUGGGUCAAGUGCAAAUUGACAAUAUGAUACCCUACAUAGUAACUUUGAGUAACAGUGUAGGAAGCCUGAACUGUUGAGAGUAUUCGGUCAUUGUGCGUUUUUUGCAAAUGACGGCGUCUUUUUUAUUGUUUUUUUUUUAUCAGACUGAAAAUGAAUGAACUAUUGAUGAUAAUAAAAGUGAGAAACUCACUUCCCUAGUUGUAGAUUGACUGCUGUUAAGUUGUCAUUAUUUUUUCUGAAUUCAAUAAAAAAUAUACUUUUUAUAAUAAUACCAACAAA